AUUUUAUUUUAGUACACAUUGAUAUUGAUAUUAGGUCAAAAGGCCACCACUGAAAAAAGAAAAACAAUCCCUGCCAACAAGAUGAACUCCUUGGGGAGCAGAUUGUCUUCCAUCUUCAAUCGCACGAAUGCAUCUCUGAACCCAGUGAGUUGGGAGCUCCAACAAUAUCGUGGGAUCCGAGUGAAGGUGUAUAACAAUAACCUGGAGAGAGCACUUGGUGUGAUGCAGAGGAUGAUGCAGUCCAGUGGGAUCGAACGACUCAUUAAGCGCCCUGAGACUCGCCAUAUCAAGAACUGCGAGAAGCGGGUAUUGGCUAAGAAACUCCUCCAGCGCAAGCUCCAGUCCCAGGAACUUGCUCGCAAGCUCAAAUCCAUCCUCGUCAAGAGAAUCAGGGGUCUAUAAGAGGAAUAAAAAGGAUCUUGUCUACAUUGGUGGUGACAGUCAACCACUAUUUUGAGUGUGGUUUCUCUGUACUUUGAAAUAUAAUGCAGAACAGUGGUGGAAAGUAAAGCCUCCAUUAGAUCUUAUUAUAUCCUCGUAAAACAUGGGUGAGGAGGAUGCAUUUCUAGCUUUAGCUUCGUAUUAUGUAUAAAUGCAAAAGGUACUUGGAUGGACAUACAUUUACAAGUAUUUCAUGAAUUUUCAGUAUGCCCAGUCUGUCUUGAUAAUUGCCAUUUAGGAGUGCCAUUAGUUAUUGAGCAUAAAUCUUUGCAGCAACAAACCUAAUACUCCUCUUUCCCAUUUAUAGGUUCUCGUCCAAUAUUCUCUGAUCAAUGUGAAUUGUUCUUAA
This is a messenger RNA of Cuscuta epithymum, 790 nucleotides long. The record is from the annotation of a GenBank genome assembly. NCBI's taxonomy places the organism in Eukaryota, Viridiplantae, Streptophyta, Magnoliopsida, Solanales, Convolvulaceae.